Stylophora pistillata is the source of this 1205-nucleotide messenger RNA. RefSeq lists its product as uncharacterized. The record is from RefSeq and is a predicted model, not a curated record. NCBI's taxonomy places the organism in Eukaryota, Metazoa, Cnidaria, Anthozoa, Scleractinia, Pocilloporidae. Gene Ontology annotation, molecular function: calcium ion binding.
UGGCAACCUGCUCUGAACAAAAGUGCUUCACACCUCAAAAGAAGACUAAUCGAAGCCAGUUUUAAAAACCACGAGUACUUUUAACCAGGAGAGAUUAACCGCGAUGGCGCUCCAAGCGUUCUUUCAUUUACCAGUUUUCCUCUUCCAGCUGGUAUUGUUUCAUUUAGUAGUUACUCAGUACCACAGUUAUACGCGCGAAGUCUCCAUCUCUGGGAUGAUGCUUCAGAAACACAUCUUUAAAACAAUUACUGGAGCAGCAUUCGGUGAUGUGUGUUUGCUGGAGUGUUAUCGUGACGUCAGAUGCCAAAGCUUUAACUAUGUAUUCACCCAAGACAAAUGUGAGCUUAGUAACCGCACGAAGGAAGCCAGGCCUGAAGAUUUUGUACCCAACUCUGAGAGAUAUUACUUCAGGCGAGAUAUGAAGAGAGCUCAUCUCGGUGCAAUUCCAGAGCUGCCUGCAGAUACGUGUAAGGAAAUCAAGUCGAGUGAAGGUGGACAAGCGGUCAGCGGUAAAUACUGGUUGAAUUUCAUCAAACCUGACACUCCUGUCUUGGCUCACUGUGACAUGAAGACCGAAGAUGCUGACGAGUGUAAUGCCUUUAUCCGUGUUUGUGAUGAGAACGCCGACUGCAAAAACACUCUGGGAUCAUAUCGCUGUUCUUGCAAAACCGAUUUUUCUGGCGAUGGACAUACUUGCAAGGAUAUUGAUGAAUGUGCCAGUGGUGAACACGACUGCCACGUUUCUGCUUCAUGUACCAAUACUGAGGGAUCCUUCAACUGCUCAUGCAACCAUCUUUACGUAGGAGAUGGAAGAUCUUGCAUUAUUCUCCCAUCAGAAUGUCAGAACUAUCAAAGUCUGACAGGGGCAGACAGAAGGAUAAAUUACACCAAUCAAGACACGAUUUGCGAUAGUGGACUUAGGGGAUGGUACCGUUUUGAAGGAGCAGCAGGUACAAGAAUGCCUACUUCAUGUCCGCCUAAAAACCGAUGUAACUCCCAUGUACCCGGCUGGAUAAAUGACACGCAUCCCGCAGAGGCUGAUGGUCAGGUUAACAGGACGGUUUGCUUCCACUGGUCGUCAGACUGCUGCUACAAGUCAAGUUCCAUCAAAGUGAUAAACUGCGGCGGUUACUAUGUUUACUACAUAAAUGGCACACCCUGGUGUUACCUCCGCUACUGCAGCACAGACUAAAUGGAUACUGGUU